GUGAAAUUCGAUGAGAAGGAACAAGAAUCAGAAGCUAAAACCAAGAUUCCAUUUAAGACCAGAAAAUACAAUUUGUAUGUUGAUGGAGAAGACAUGCGAUCUUUAAUUGAUAGAUGGUGUCAAUCAACAAAAUAUGUUGCUGAAAUACAUAAACAGGAUUUGUUAUUUUAUCACAUUAUAGAUAAAAUUGAAUCAUCAGCAACUGCUCCACAAUCUGUUUUUAAAGAUAGGUGGACUGAUUUGAUUAAUGUUAUGGAAGACAUUUUUACACCUAGUAAUAUUGAUCCCAAUGAGAAACAAGAUGUGAAGAUUUAUAUAAAAGAACUUAUGAAAAAAGUGAUAACAUGGGAACAGCUGGAUAACGUUAUCAAGAUUGAAAAGAAUAAAUUACGUACAUCUAAAUAUGAGUGA
Molecule: messenger RNA, 411 nt
Organism: Entrophospora sp. SA101
Lineage: Eukaryota; Fungi; Glomeromycota; Glomeromycetes; Entrophosporales; Entrophosporaceae
Source: the annotation of a GenBank genome assembly